Molecule: messenger RNA, 555 nt
Organism: Brettanomyces nanus
Lineage: Eukaryota; Fungi; Ascomycota; Pichiomycetes; Pichiales; Pichiaceae
Exons: 1
Coding region: 1-555 (184 amino acids)
Biological process (GO): mitochondrial respiratory chain complex assembly
Cellular component (GO): mitochondrial inner membrane peptidase complex; membrane
Molecular function (GO): serine-type endopeptidase activity
Source: RefSeq, a predicted model, not a curated record
AUGCUUCCUCCUGCGUUCAAAUAUACUCUCAAGCAAAGCCUCGUCUUUCUUUCGUGGAUUCCCGUCCUAUAUGUUAUUAACGAACAUGUCGCAUAUGUGGGUAUAGUAGACGGGGUCUCUAUGAAACCCACACUCAAUCCAGAAUCCAACGGUGCAAAGUUGGAUCAUGUGUUUUUAUGGAAGUGGAAUUGCAAAAACAUCAACAGCUUAAAAGUCAACGAUGUUAUCUUUCUCAGAUCACCAAUCAAUGCCGAGACUGUCUAUGUUAAGCGAAUCAAGGCCAAGCAAGGCGACCUUGUGGUACCCCGAUACCCCGAUACCCGUUCCAGGGUCUUGGUUCCUGUGAACCAUCUUUGGGUCGAAGGAGAUAACGUGCAUUCAAUCGAUUCAAACACUUAUGGGCCUAUCUCUACUGGUCUUGUGGUAGGUAAAGCUGUAUACAUAAUAUGGCCCUGGACUAGGUGUGGACCUAUUCCAAAUGGAGGCAGGGAAUGUCGUCAGAGUCGGCUAAGAAAUGAAAUUCCCUCCGAGAUGAUCCAGCUAGACCGUAAAUAG